AUGGCUGGCCGAACCAGUGAGACGUCGAAGCAAGUUCGACGUCAUCGAAGUGUUCACCCAUCUCUUGGUGUCUCCAAGCGAUUGGCCGAGCGUAACAGUCGUGGAUCAGAGGAGUCCAACGUGGACGAGCCGUGGCUCCCGCGUAAUGACAACGCGGAAGAGCAGUGGUUCCCGCGCGAAGACGACGCGGUCGAACAGAGGUUCCCGCACGAGAGAGCAGUGGUCAAACACGAACAGGUGUUCCUAAUUGCACCCAUUGUGGUCGAGCAGAGGCUACCACAAGGGCAAGGUGUGGCCGAGCAGGGGCUCGCCACCGAGUGUGACGUGGAUGGACAGGAGUCCCCACGUGCGAAUAUGAUGGUAGAACAGAGGUUCCUAUCAUCGCUUCCUGUGGUCGAACAGAGGAUCCCACAUGAGCAAGACGUGGUCGAGCAGGGGCUCUUACACGAGUUUGUGGCGGUAGAUCAGGGGCUCCCAAAUCAUGCGUCUACAGACGAUUAUGGGCUACUAUCGUCACGCGAUUUCGACGUCCUGAAUGAGGACAUCCAGCGUUUGGAGGGGGGUGCAGAUUUAACACCUGACUGCGGUUCGCCAGCUUCGCGCAUGGACUCGAAGCACGAUGGGGACGCAAGCUACGAAGAGUCAGCGUUGGAAUUUGUCCACGUUAUUGUUUACGUGGACAGGAGUCCACAAAGGCGCCAAUACAUUGAGGUGCGAGUCCACCUCGCGAAGCGUCGCCGAUUACGAGCCUUUCAGAACUCUCCCGGAAGCAUUUUCUACGCGACCUCAAGGGAGGCACGGUGGAAUAAGAUUGUAUGGUACCAACGAGGUGGCCCGUAA
This is a messenger RNA of Peronospora matthiolae, 840 nucleotides long. The record is from the annotation of a GenBank genome assembly. NCBI's taxonomy places the organism in Eukaryota, Oomycota, Peronosporomycetes, Peronosporales, Peronosporaceae.